Messenger RNA from Trichogramma pretiosum, 1325 nucleotides. RefSeq names its product serine proteinase stubble-like. Gene Ontology annotation, molecular function: serine-type endopeptidase activity. The record is from RefSeq and is a predicted model, not a curated record. Gene Ontology annotation, biological process: proteolysis. NCBI's taxonomy places the organism in Eukaryota, Metazoa, Arthropoda, Insecta, Hymenoptera, Trichogrammatidae. Bases 106 to 1209 code for a protein of 367 amino acids. The transcript is spliced from 5 exons.
AAUAUUACUCGCGUCACUUGGACAAGUACUGCAAUACAAUUGAAAAAAAAAAAACGAAAUAAAAAACGAAAAAAGAACAAAUAAACAAAAAACAAACGACAAACGAUGCGAACCUUGCAAGGCUUUAGCAUACACCGACCCGUUUACCUGGACGACGAGGUGAGCGUCUACGGUGUCGCUAGUAGCAAUAGUGCGCGUCCGCAGCAAAGUCCCAGCUUUGCAGCCUCGACCUCGAGCCAUCAUCAUCAUCAACAUCAUCAUCAUCAUCAGCAGCAGCAUCAACAACAACAACAACAACAACAGCAGCCACAGCCACAGCUUCAGCAGCAACAGCCGCAACGACCGGCGAGCAAACCGACGACUGCGACAUCCUUGAGCGAUUACUCGCCGGAAGAUUACGCCGCAGCCGAAAUCGAUGUCGUCGGCCAAGGGCCGAACGCGCGUUACCGUUGCGGUGAAUUGUACACGAGGAGCAACCGGAUCGUCGGCGGUCACAGCUCCAGUUUCGGCAGCCAUCCUUGGCAGGCGGCCAUCAUCAAGUCGGGCUUUCUCAGCAAGAAGCUGUCGUGCGGCGGGGCUCUGCUGAAUAAUCGCUGGGUCGUUACCGCCGCUCAUUGCGUCGCCACCACGCCCAACAACAACCUCAAGGUCCGGCUGGGAGAGUGGGACGUGAGGGACGCCUCGGAGCGGCUGCUCCACGAGGAGUUCGCGAUCGAGCGCAAGGAGGUGCACCCGCAGUACUCGCCGACCGACUUCCGCAACGACGUCGCCUUGGUCAAGCUCACGCGGGUCGUCGCCUUCAAGCAGCACAUCGUGCCGGUCUGCCUGCCGGCCAAGAGUCUCAAGCUGCAGGGUCGCACCGCCACGGUGGCCGGCUGGGGUCGCACGAGGCACGGCCAGACCUCCGCGCCUACGGUCCUCCAGGAGGUCGACGUAGAGGUCAUUUCGAACGAUCGCUGCCAGCGCUGGUUCAGAGCGGCCGGACGCCGCGAGACCAUACACGACGUCUUUCUCUGCGCCGGCUACAAGGAGGGCGGCCGGGACUCGUGCCAAGGCGACUCGGGCGGGCCCCUGACCAUGGCCGUGGAGGGCCGCCACGUGCUCAUCGGCCUCGUCUCCUGGGGCAUCGGCUGCGGUCGCGAGCACCUGCCCGGCGUCUACACCAACAUACAGAAAUUCGUGCCCUGGAUCGACAAAGUCAUGAGCUGAGCCUAUAGCGAGCAACUCGUCCGCAACGAGACGGAUCGACUAUUGAAUCGUCGUCGGGUUUCGCGCGUCGGCGGGAUCGACGCGUCGCGGCUCGCCCCAGGAAUCUCGCCCAUCGU